AUGUCAAGAGUUCAAUUUCAGUGUGUUAGAAGGUUACAUUUCACCUCUAGGAGGAACAACUUCUUUUCGUGGUUUAAAUCAAAGAAACAACAAGAAGUUCAAGUUCAAGAUACAAAGGAUGUCAUCAAGGAUAUAGAAUCUGGUAAGGCUCAAACUGAUAGUGGUAACUCGAAUGAUAAAUUACGCCUGAUACCAUCAAAUUUUAUCGGUGAAGAUAGUGAAAAGUUGGAAAAAAGAAUGCGUGAACAACAGGUGAAGGAUGUAGCAUUUAACAGAUGGUUAUCCAGCGAGAAAGUGAAUACUGAAGAGCAAUUGGAUACAAUUCUAAACGAAUCUUGGACACUGGCAACUGGUAGUGGUACACCGUCCUUAGACCAACCUUUCCCCGAUUUAGUCUCAAAAUUCAAAUUUACAAAGAAUUUACAGUCGAAGACAGGUUAUAUGGUACCAGAUUUCCAAAUUACAGUAUCAACCACACCUAAACAGUUUAAAGAUUAUUACGUUAAAGAAAUUCUGUCAGGUAAACUGCUUAGGUUUAAGGAAUCUGAACCUAACGCUAUUGAUCUUUCUGAAAAGGACUAUGGUUCUCCAAAUGUUCACAUUGUGAAUGAUGUUAGUACAAAGAAACAGAAUAAAAAGUUUGGUAAGAUAAUUCAGGAAGUCCAUGCAUUGGAACAAGAGAAUUUGAGAAAAGCUGUAGAAGAAGCAAAGAGAGGUUAA
Molecule: messenger RNA, 720 nt
Organism: Zygosaccharomyces rouxii
Lineage: Eukaryota; Fungi; Ascomycota; Saccharomycetes; Saccharomycetales; Saccharomycetaceae
Gene: MRPL13
Product: mitochondrial 54S ribosomal protein mL50 MRPL13
Exons: 1
Coding region: 1-720 (239 amino acids)
Cellular component (GO): mitochondrion
Source: RefSeq, a predicted model, not a curated record